Molecule: messenger RNA, 934 nt
Organism: Nezara viridula (southern green stink bug)
Lineage: Eukaryota; Metazoa; Arthropoda; Insecta; Hemiptera; Pentatomidae
Source: the annotation of a GenBank genome assembly
CAAAAAUGUAAUACGCUGUUUACAAUAAAUGAAGCUCAUAUUUGAAGAAUCACAUGAUAUAAGUAUCAUCUGUUUCUUCAUAGUUUGGUUUCUAUCAAAAUUAUUGUUUUUAAAAAUUAAGUGUUCCAAAUUUAUUACAAAAUAUAUACAUCAUUUACACAAGAGGCUAUUGGCGCUAAUGUCAUGGAUGAAGUUUGUUCUAGCAGUUCUUCAGAAAGUUUUGAGUCGGCCGAAGAAGAGGUUUGUCCCAACAAACAUUACGCGAGAUCUGCCGCACACACCGUGUUCAAUAAUGACCAAGGUCUCUUCGACAUCAGCCCGAGGAAUGCGUCUUUGAACAGUUGCAACGACUACCAGGCGGCCAUGGGCUGCAGGGUGGGCCAGGCACAACCUCCGACGCUCAGCCGGCUCCACGACAUAAUGGAGAAGGUGGUGGGCCCGGCGGAGUACACGCAGUUCGUAGGUCGCUCCACGCCAGACAAGCCUCUUGCAGAUACUAUGGUCGUAAGGAGGGUUAUGGAAAUGCUUGACAUAAAGAAUAAGAUAAUGUUGGCGACGAACGAGCUUCCAAAGGCCUUCGAGAAGAUUGCUGCAUCCCAUGCUGCAAGCCGUUACCAGGGUGCGAUGGAAGCCGCAGAACAUGAGAUGAGAGGUAUAUGCGAUGAAGGUAAAGCGGAGGAAGCAGCUGUCCAAGGAGUCGAGAAGUACCAAACGGGAUCAUUGAAAGCCGAAAUUCGAUCGCCACCCAAGAUCACCGUCCUUGGAUACAUUGGCUGCUAUGGUGAACCUGAGAAUACUCCUCCGAAACCGAAAAAGAAGUGUUGAAAUUUGAAAAUAUUAUUUUGAUGUUAAAUUAAGAAUUACACGUGUAUACUUCUGGUUCGUUUCCCAAGUAUUGUAUAUUAGAAAACUUUUACAAAACUACGACAUUACU